This is a messenger RNA of Drosophila obscura, 886 nucleotides long. RefSeq lists its product as uncharacterized. The transcript has 2 exons. Lineage: Eukaryota; Metazoa; Arthropoda; Insecta; Diptera; Drosophilidae. Bases 327 to 788 code for a protein of 153 amino acids. The record is from RefSeq and is a predicted model, not a curated record.
UACUCGUGACUCCGUGGAACUUCAGUCCCAUCCGAUCCGACUCCAGAGUCAGCCUCUGCCUCUGCUUUGGUGGUAAAUGAAGUUCGCUUGGCCUUGUCGCACGCCAGUCUGCCUCUGACAUUUGCACGUCGCGCUUCAUCGUCUGCGUUCCGUCUGCGCCGCCGUCUCCGACUUCUGUGAUAUUUCUAUUUUAUUGGCCAAAAGAGCAAGCAAGAGUGCCGAAAAUACAAAAUAACAACAACAAAAAGGCGAACCAAAGCCGCUUACAAUAUCAGAAAAUUUGAUUUUUGUUGAGCGAACUUGAGCUGUGAUUUAUAUCAAACGCAAUGAAAACGCUCUGCUCUUUCCUUCGUCACACACUCAGCCUUGUUCUGCUGAUGGUUUCCAUACAGUCGUCCUGGGCAGCUCCUGCUCUGCGCUUCAGCGAUAACGAGGUGGAUGAACUGGAGGCAUAUCCCACAUCGCCCAGCCAAGUGCUGCCUAUCCAGCCGCUGCUCAUCUAUCCGCAACAAAGGGCCAAUCUCUACCAGGCACGCACCUUGGGGGGCAACGAUGAUAGGGACAUCAUUUUCGUGAAGCUGCUGCAGGACAAGUCCAGUGGCUACCGGCCCAAGCAGCAGCGCCUUGUCAUGGAGGAGGAGAAACCCGCGCAGCGCAAGGAGCUGGGCCUGAAGGACUUCUUCUAUGUGAAGGCCCACACAAACGGGCGCUUCAGUCACGAGCGCCUGAAGGUCUACAGAGUGCCCGAGUUCUACGCCAUCAGUGUGUUCCGCAACGGAGACACAUAAGCAGGGAGGAAGGGUGGCGAGAAUGCGCUGCAUCUUAACGAUGCACAGAAGUAAUUUAAGUUAUUUUUAAGACGCUAUAAAUAAAUACCAUACCUCAG